Molecule: messenger RNA, 2430 nt
Organism: Oryzias melastigma (Indian medaka)
Lineage: Eukaryota; Metazoa; Chordata; Actinopteri; Beloniformes; Adrianichthyidae
Product: claudin-14
Exons: 3
Coding region: 704-1420 (238 amino acids)
Biological process (GO): bicellular tight junction assembly; cell adhesion
Cellular component (GO): plasma membrane; bicellular tight junction
Molecular function (GO): structural molecule activity
Source: RefSeq, a predicted model, not a curated record
UGUUGGACUGAAGAGAAACCAACUUAAAAAAAUUCCAUAAUGACUUGAACUAUUUAGAGAAACUGUUUAAUAUGCUUACAGAUAUUUUGCAGUUGUGCAAAAAAAAACUAAUGUAGUAAAACUGCUAAAUACUAAGAAAGAGCAAAUGUUAAUAAUUAAAUAGUCAUUGAAUCUUUGAAAAAUAAAUCAUUACUUGAUGCCCUGAGCUACUGGUUGGUGUUUUUAUGAUGCACGCAGCAGAAUUUCAGCUGCUGAAACUGGGCAUCGUUUCCUGUGGCCCGCUCUUACAUCAGCCACCUCUUCUGUCUCCGUUUUUGGGGCCCGGCAGCCAUAAGCUGCACCAACACAUCAUUUUGCUUUCAAACGCCCUCCAGAGCCGUUUCAAAGUUAGUGGUUUAUGGCAACUGCUCUGAGCUCGGCUGGUUUCUGUAAAUGUUUAAUUUCCUCUUUUCCCUUCUUUUCCUGAAGGGGUGGCGAAGAGCUUAACGAAUAGACUCCUGCAGUUUUGCCCUCCAGAGGAGAGCGUUAAACAGGUGAAGCUGAACACUGCUCUCAUUAGUCACACAUGCAGUCACCUGCCACUCACCAGGGACUGACGCCACAGAGCUGAAAGUUUACGCAGCUUUUUCUACCCAAACUCUGGAGACUCUAAGGGAAUGGCUCAGCUUCUGUAACUGGAUUUUAAGUCUUUUUCCAUGUGAUCAUGGCCAGCAUGGGAGUGGAGCUCCUGGGCUUCUUCUUAGGACUGCUGGGCUUUACAGGAACCGUGGUGGCAACCGUGCUCCCCCAGUGGUGGAGCACGGCCUUUGUGGGCUCCAACAUCAUGUCAGUCACGGCGUACAUUAAAGGCCUGUGGAUGGAGUGCGUCUGGCACAGCACUGGGAUUUACCAGUGUCAGCUGUACAGAUCCAUGCUGGCGCUGCCGCCCGACAUGCAGGCUUGCCGGGCUCUCAUGGUAGUCUCCUGCCUCUCCUCGGUUGUUGCAUCUGUGAUUGCUGCGACGGGGAUGAAGUGCACGCGGUUUGUUCAACGCUCUCAGGUCAAAAGUCGUCUGGUGUUGAGCGGUGGGAUUUGUUUUCUCUGCGCUGCCUUUUUGUGCCUGGUCACUGUGUGCUGGACCACCUAUAGUGUCGUCAUGCAGUUCUACGACCCGUUCCUCCCAGGUGGGGUGAAGUACGAGAUCGGCCUCUCUGUGUAUCUCGGCUUUGCCUCGACCUGCCUCAGCCUGACUGCUGGGCUGGUGCUGUGCUGGAGCAGCAGAGGUGUAGACUCACGGAGAAGGCCGCCAUCAGUGCCUCCCUCUGCCAACAGACAUGCCCCCGCUCCACUCUAUGGGUCUCCAGACACCCUGAAGGACAACCACACACCUCCAUUCUGCUGCUUCUCAAACAGCGGAUAUAACCUUGAUAAUUACUUUUAGGAUUACUGAUAACUGUUGUGUUUAAAUCAUAAUUUACUGCAAAUCCCAUUAAACAUAAUUAAAUAUUAUAAUUCAAAAUCUAAUACUUUUUCUGAGUAAAUACUUGACAAAAAUAGAAAAACUAGAAGUUUCAUUGACGCUGGUUAGUUUGUUAUUCUGUAGUGCUCACAAAAGCCCAGAAGGUGGCGAAGUUCUACAAGAAACAGCAUAAAUACACUAGACCAGAGGUGUGCAACCUGCAGCUCUAGAGCCUCAUGUGGCCCUUUUACCCCUUCAUUGUGGGUCUUUGGUUAAAUAAAAUGUUUUUAAAAUUGUAAAAAUUAACUGUAAAAGAAAAAGUAAGUAGGUAGUAUAGUAAAAUAACAAAAAUGUAUAUUAACUUAAACUUUAUUCAAGUCAUAUACAAACGGCUGAAGAACGGUAUGAAUCAUUCAACAAGGAUCCUGCCAUCAGUAGCCAUAAUUCUCUAUCAAUCCUUCAAUCCUUUAUAGUUUAUUGACACAUUAUGACUUAAUAUUGAGUUUCAUUUAUUACAGAAAAUCAAUUUAUUGUCAGAAAUCACAACUAGAAUUAAAGUCAUUUUAAAUUAUAAUCCAUAUGAUUAUAAAGCUGGUUUUCUAUUGUGGAGCAAAUUCAAGGAUUUAAAUUGAUUAUAUUUUUGAAUUUGUGGCUGAAAUGCACCAGAAACAGUAACAUAAACAGUUUUUUUUAAAUAUAUAUCAAAGAUGACUACACUUUACUGCAUUUGCUGCAUUGCCAGGAUCCUAUGGUGUAUAGCAGAAGCUAUAGCUGAAGAUGCUGAUGUUGAUAGCCAGCUAAAAUAUUAGCUUUUGUUUUAUUUUUUUUUUAAAAAAAAAAUUAAAACAAAAAAAAUGUAGCUUAGCCAAAACAGCUAGCGUGGUAGCUGAAAAAGUAGCUAAACUUUAAAAUAUCCUUUAAUAAUAUGUAUAAUAGCUUACAGAAAAAUUCAGCCAAAAAAAGCUAUAAUGAAAAUAUUAGCUGACCUUCAA